Molecule: messenger RNA, 4488 nt
Organism: Drepanopeziza brunnea f. sp. 'multigermtubi' MB_m1
Lineage: Eukaryota; Fungi; Ascomycota; Leotiomycetes; Helotiales; Drepanopezizaceae
Cellular component (GO): endoplasmic reticulum
Molecular function (GO): UDP-glucose:glycoprotein glucosyltransferase activity
Source: RefSeq, a predicted model, not a curated record
AUGGGAUUUUUCACUAUGCCAUGGGGCCUGACUGGAGCUCUAUUGGCAACGACAUACCUUCAUUCCCUAUGCGGCGUGUCUGCGGGCCCAUCCAUUAAUGUCGGAAUGAAAGCCUCGUUUUCCGCUGCGCCAUAUCUUCUAGAGCUCCUAGAAACUGCGGGAAACGAGAACGCCACAUCCUAUUUCCCCCUCCUUGACCGAAUCGCGGAUGGCUACUUUACCAAAACCUCAACGGACAAAGAACUGUUCGAGAAAUUCGUUCAAGUUCUGAAGGAUGACGGGCAUAUGCUGCAGCCCGAGUCUCUAUCUUCCUGGCAGUUUGCUCUGUCUAUGCGGGCCUCAGCGCCUCGAAUCGAGGCACAUUACCAGUACUACCACACGGCAGCCGAGCCAUCAUUGAAGGGGGAGCAAGAUACCUCCUGCUCGGUCUGGGUGCUGUUCAAUGGAAAGCAAUAUUGUUCACCAGCACUUGAUGCAGCCCAUGGCGACAUUGGUGGAGACUCGCAAGUUCAGGAGUUGCAGUUCGACCGAGUGUUAGGCAAUUCUUCAGCACCUGCUUCCAUCCUUUACGCCGAUAUCACUUCUCCUACUUUUGGGCGGUUCCACAAGACCCUGGUGAAGACUGCUCGUGAAGGAAAGACCUCGUAUCGUAUUCGGCACAGAAAGUCACUAACAGCCGAAAACAAACCCCUUAUUAUUCCUGGAUACGGUGUGGAGCUUGCCCUCAAGCGGACUGACUACAUUGUGAUUGACGACCGCGAUGAAAACGAGAGCAAGACUGCAAGCGCAGCGCCAGAGAAAGAAGUCAGGUUUGAGGACGAGGAAUUGGCAGAUCUAAAGCCGCUAUCAGCAUCGGAACUGUACUCGCUUGGUUUAAAGGCUUCGAGCUUCAUCUUACAAAGCGGGAAUCCUCUCGAUUCGCUUGUAAAAUUGUCCCAGGAUUUCCCCAAGUAUUCGAGCGCCAUCUCCUCUCACGAUGUCUCCAAGGAAUUUGCUGCCGAGCACCACUACAACCGUGGCCAGUUGGUACCUGCGGGAAACAAUAUGGUGUGGAUGAAUGGAGUUCGGCUGAUCGAUCGGCAAAUUGAAGCCUUGGACCUGCUAGACAUUUUCCGAAAAGAGCGUAAGCUUAUCAAUGGACUCAGGGAGCUGGGCCUCACUGGCACUCAAGCCAUUCAGCUACUUUCGCACUCGGAGAUAGCCACUGUUAAGGCUGAAAAUUCACCCCCAAGAUUUGACUGGAGAGAUGAUAUUGAAGGAGGAAACGCCAUCAUCUGGAUGAACGACCUCGAAAAGGACAAGCGAUACGCCGGAUGGUCACCCUCACUGAAAACAUUUCUCCAUCGAGUAUAUCCUGGUCAACUGCCUCAAUGUCGACGAGAUUGUUUUAAUGCAAUUUUUCCAGUUAAUUUUACCAAUCCCCAAGACGUUCUCCUGGUGGCAGACAACUUACUGAAUUACGUGAAGAGAAAAGUUUCAGUACGAUUUGGAAUCGUGCCCCUUACAAGCACCCCUGAUUCUCUGGCGCACGCCAAAGUGAUGUACCACUUGCUGGAUACCUAUGGACUCUCAGCUGCCAUGGCAUAUCUCGAAGCUGCGUAUACGUCUCAGAAGAUCUUGGCACCAAGUGCUGCACACUUUCAGACUGCGAUUGGGGAAAGGACGGCCCGCAACGAUAAAAAGGCCUUAACUCUCGAGGAAGUGCUUCACCCAGAAAGCUACCAAACCCAAAUCGAAGCAGCCCGGCAAUGGGUGCGACGACUUGCUGCAGAUAGUAAGAUUCCAACGAUGUUUAUCGAUGGUGUCGCUAUUCCCAGAGACGAAAACUGGCUUCAGGCGAUGAGCCAGAAAGUUACCACUGAUCUUCAACUCAUUCAACAAGCCAUCUUCACCGAGAUCCUCGAUGAAGAAAGCUGGCUCCCUGGGCACUUUCUCCUUCAGGCUUCAACACGUCGAAAUUCACUCGUUGUUCCCGAGGACGAGAAGACAUUGAAGAUUUUUGACGUCAACAAGCUAGUGGGAGAGAACCAAGAGAUCCUGAACAAUUUGCCUCGCAUCGAGGCAGAUGUCACAGCCGCAAAGGCGGACUGGGCUCACAUGAUUUUGGUUGUUGACCUAGAGUCCGAGGCUGGCGAGAAACUUCUUGCAACAGCGGCAGUCUUCCGCGAAGCCAACCCAUCCGUCGAGCUAGUUAUUGUGCAUAAUCCGGCCUCAGACAUAAUCGAUUCCGGUCUUAGCUCUGACUUCUACCAAUUUAUGCUGAACAACGAUAAUAAAGCGUUCUCAAGCAUCAACGAUCUCACAGCUGUCUUGUCAGCCGAACUGGCCGCUCCAGGGCAGGAGAUUCAGCAGCAUGCAUUAGAGUACUGGCGUGGAGGUGAUGCCAUAGUCAAGUUUCUUGGGCUUCUCCCAGGUCAGAAUGCAGUGCUUUUGAAUGGCAGACUGGUGGGUCCCAUCCCUGCGGACUCGGAUCUCGAUGAAGGAGACUUGGACCAGCUUCUUUCAUAUGAGCGAUCGAAGCGCAUUACUCCAGCCAAUGCUGCUCUUGAAGCCCUUGGGCUGCUGGAUAAUAUAGCAAAUCCUUUGGCAGCUGCCAAGAUCUCGUCAAUCGUAGCUAUUUCGACUAUUUCUGACACUCCGGAUGGAAUAUUCGAGGAAACUUCUACUCUUCGAAUGAGCCAAUUUCACGUUUGGAAUUCUACGUACACUGCAAUCGAGACUGGUGAUGCGUUGACUGCAAGCAUCCACCUCACAGUCCUCCUCGAUCCCGCAAGCCAACUUGGUCAGAAGUGGGUUCCUCUUCUCAAGGUGCUCUCGGAACUUGACGGGGUAUAUAUGAAGUUAUUCCUAAACCCUAAAGAGCGCUUGGAAGAGCUACCUGUCAAGCGUUUCUACAGAUACGUUCUGGAAUCCAAGCCAACAUUCGACGAGGUUGGCGCUCUGAAACCUCUCAGUGCAACUUUCACAGGUGUUCCACAAGAGGCACUGUUAAAUCUUGGCAUGGACAUUCCUCCAGCCUGGCUUGUGGCUCCCAAAGUCUCCGUCUACGAUCCGGACAAUAUCAAGCUCAGCUCUAUCAAAACAGAUGUGGAAGCUCUAUAUGAGCUCGAGAACAUUCUUAUUGAGGGGCAUUCUCGCGAAAUUCCUGGCGGAGCUGCUCCGAGAGGGGUUCAGCUCACGCUUGGUACGGAGAGAAACCCCCACACCGCAGACACAAUCAUCAUGUCUAACUUAGGAUACUUCCAAUUCAAGACAAACCCAGGCUACUACAGGAUUGAUCUGCUCGAAGGUAGAAGCGCCGAAAUCUUCAACAUUGAUAGUGUCGGAUCGAAGGGCUGGAGCCCAACUGCAGGUGAUGAGAACACCGAAGUUGUCCUGAUGAGCUUCAAGGGUGCAACCCUCUACCCACGGAUAUCCCGCAAGCCGGGUAUGGACAGCGAAGAUGUUCUCGAAACCAAAGCCGACUCGAAGAUGGACCUAGUCUCCCGCGGGCUGAAUUUCGCCCAGAGUAUUCUAGGCAAAGGCAAGGGCGCCGUCGAGAAGCAAGCACAAGCAGACAUCAACAUCUUCUCUGUCGCUAGUGGCCACCUCUACGAGCGUAUGCUUAACAUCAUGAUGGUCAGUGUUAUGAAGCACACCAAGCACACCGUCAAGUUCUGGUUUAUCGAGCAAUUCCUCUCCCCCUCUUUCAAAGACUUUAUUCCGUACCUCGCCGCCGAGUACGGCUUCCAAUAUGAGAUGGUUACCUACAAGUGGCCUCACUGGCUUCGCGGGCAGACUGAGAAGCAGCGCGAGAUCUGGGGCUACAAGAUUCUAUUUCUGGACGUUCUGUUCCCGCUCUCCCUAGACAAGGUUAUUUUCGUCGAUGCAGACCAAAUUGUCCGCACCGAUAUGAUGGAGCUCGUGAACCACGAUCUCAAGGGCGCACCGUAUGGCUUCACACCGAUGUGCGACUCUCGCGUUGAGAUGGAAGGAUUCCGCUUCUGGAAACAGGGGUACUGGGAGAAAUUCCUCCGCGGCCUUCCAUACCAUAUCUCAGCCCUCUACGUCGUCGACCUGCACCGUUUCCGUCAGAUUGCAGCCGGAGACCGCCUUCGUCAACAGUAUCACCAGCUAUCAGCUGACCCGAACAGUUUAUCCAAUCUAGACCAGGAUCUGCCAAAUCACAUGCAAUCGAUCCUCCCGAUCCAUAGUCUCCCGCAGGAGUGGCUGUGGUGCGAGACAUGGUGCAGCGACGAGAGUCUGAAAGACGCAAAGACGAUUGAUCUGUGCAACAACCCACAGACCAAGGAGCCGAAGCUCGAUCGCGCGAGGAGGCAGGUGCCGGAAUGGACUGUGUACGAUGAUGAGAUUGCGGCGGUGGAUCGUAAGCGCAAGGGCUUGCCGCCGAUAAGUAGUGAGGCGCCGAAGGUGGCGGGAGAAAGGAAUACGAAGAGUAAAACUCUGGAGGUGGCGAGUCCGACAGCAAGUAAGAAGGAUGAGCUAUAA